GUCGCGAUGCUGUCAUUCUAAAAAGCCGGUUUUGAGAACUCAGCGAUUUUUAAACACUCUUGACAAGAGUCAAACUUCCUUGCGCACCGAAUUACUCGAUGAAUGACUAAGCCAACAAACUGAUGCUUAAGUGUUUUUAAAGGCCUUCAAAUAGAGAGAGUGACUCAUGUGUCACCAAUUUAUGAGCUGCUGUCCCAUUGAUUGAGAUGCAAGUCAUCCGCAUAACUCCGAUGGAGUCUUUAUCGGUCAUUCAUCUCCAAAGAUCUCUUUUGUCGAAUUAGGCGUGUCUUUACUUAGGCUUUAUUUUAAUACCAGUCAGAUAUUUUUUUGCGCUAUGUCUAACUCUAGCAGGACAUCAGAAGUAAGUAUUGAUGAACACCAAAUCAAUGGAUGCUUUAAUGUAAACUCUGAUAGGACAAUUCAAGAUAAAGACCCGACUGAAUCGAUCCCGAGAAGAACUGCCAAAAAAAUAAUCCUUCACUUUGAUCUCAACAACACAAUCCUUGUAUCUGAUGCAGUCACAAGACAAGGAACAGUUGCUGCUCUUGAAUACUUCCUCUCCACUGUCACUUGGGGACGCAUGACAAAAGGUAAAUGGGAAUGGCUCUUUGAUUCACCAUCUCUACUCCAGCCUUGUGAGGGCGCUGUAACAUACUACACUCAGUUUGGCAGAGUGGCAAACUUCACCACCGUAGGUCCUGGUCAACGGUUCCGGAACCUCCUGAAGGAACACCUGGAGCUGCUCCAAUGGCCGUCUGACUUGCCUGAAGAUAAGGAGCUAUCUGUUAAAGGAGAAGAUGGGAAGCUGUACCAUUGGAUUUUACCGUCCUUCUUCCAGAUGCUGCAAGACUUGAGCUCACAGGGUGUGGAGUUCUCCAUCAUCUUCCGUACCUUUGGCACAGAUCUGCCCCGUGUUCUGACUGCUGUCCAACAUGCUGUUCAGCAUGGGUCACAUCCACUCUUUCCCGACCUCCCAUCUCUGAAGUUGAAGGUGAAUCUAACUGCCGGACGGAUCAGGUGCAGCAGAAAAGGCGCAGUUCUGACUUGUGGUGAGGAGCGCAUAUCCGCACGGGAUGGAGUACGGUGUCUUUAUCAGUACGUGAGCUCUGCUGAGGGUCUGGGUGGCUUCCAAGACCACUUUGACUGGUGGGCAAGGAACAAUUACUCAAUAUUGGGAGGUAAACCACUCUGGAUUGACCCUUUUGAUUCCAAUGUUCAACAUAUCUUUAUUGACGACAACAUCCGGCAAAACGAUGAGGACACUAUCGUCCAUCCUAUGGUGUUUUUGGACCCCGAGGGCUUACAGACCCGAACAGCCUCCACAUCAGAGCUGUAUGAUCUGUGUCUGAUACAGAAUGACCUGCUGAAAGCCAUUUCUGACCCAGGCUAUUUCACCCAACGCAUACUGAUGUGCAAGGAGAACUAUGAGGGGAACAUCCAACAGGGAUAGCUAGAUUAAUUUAUGCUGAAACAGGGAAGCACAUGUACAUGAGAGUAGAGAAAGACUGAUUUCUUUAUCAUUCAUAAAUGCAAUCUGACAGGAUUUGGUUGUAAUCUAUGUAGCAAACAAUAUCAUGCUGAGAUCGUGAUCACUUUUAGCUAAUGAAGGAUGUUAAAAUCUCUCUCUCUCUCUAUAUAUAUAUAUAUAUAUAUUAUUUUUAUUUUUUUUACUUUAAUUAAUUGCAUUCAUAGUUUUGGGUUAUCCCUGAAGUGAAGUAGAUCACCUGGACCAUAGCGUUUCAGUUCUACGGGUGUGUGAAAAUACAGAUUGAAUGUUAAAUGGAAAUAGAUGGAGGCUUCUCUGACCCUUUUUGUAAUGUGGUGUAUCCUGAGAUCAUAAAAAAGCAUAUUCCAUAGUUUAUUUCAAUGAUUUAUAUUAAGCAUUAACAGUGCUCCAUUUGGGAACAUGACCAAAUGCAGGAAGGUUGUUCAUGUGGAGAUGUCCUACCAUCACCAGUAUUCUCAGGGUUUAUGACAUUCAGCUUUGUGAACAUCAGGGGUAUUUUUUUAGGGUAAUUUUUAUUUUGAUGCAUUUUAUCCAAAUAUAUUCAACAAAAUGAGUUGAAUGUUAAGAAUAUUGAAUAUUGAGAAACUUACAUUUUUAUUUGUGAAGGAGAGUUAAUCGUUGUUGUGCUUCCAUUGUAUUUAAAAAAAAUAAAUAUAUAUAUUUUGAUCCAUUCCAACAUCCAGUUUGAAGAUGUGUAGCUUCAACUAACAAAUGUUUUUAACAUUUUCAAUUGGUGGUUUGAGUUGCUCAAGCACUUUUACAUGUUACAUUCUCUUUUUUGCUGAUAAAAUGCACUGCCCUUUUGCAAUUGUUCAUUAUCAUUAAAUCAAAUAGGAAUUGCAGGACAAUGAUAAUGGUGAAUUCAGCCAUUGCCAUGAUUAACAUCACAUGUUGUGGUUUUACGAUGAAGUGUCAGCAUGUGUCUCUCUGAGGUUAUGGUAGCCUAAGAGACUCAACAGCAACCUCUAAUGAUGUUAAUUUAUUCCAACAACAAUUUUUGCUUUUAGAUUGUGGAAAAUAAUAGAAUUGAAAUACAUUAUUGUUAGAAGCUUUCUGAAGUGGCAUUUAGUUGUAUUUUCACAGACUGUUUAAUGCUGUUCAGAGCAGGCAUAAAUGCAUAAAUCAUGUUAU
Molecule: messenger RNA, 2638 nt
Organism: Xyrauchen texanus (razorback sucker)
Lineage: Eukaryota; Metazoa; Chordata; Actinopteri; Cypriniformes; Catostomidae
Exons: 5
Coding region: 335-1450 (371 amino acids)
Source: RefSeq, a predicted model, not a curated record